Carica papaya (papaya) is the source of this 1458-nucleotide messenger RNA. RefSeq names its product basic region/leucine zipper motif 53 (gene BZIP53). Gene Ontology annotation, biological process: positive regulation of DNA-templated transcription. Gene Ontology annotation, molecular function: DNA-binding transcription factor activity; transcription cis-regulatory region binding. Lineage: Eukaryota; Viridiplantae; Streptophyta; Magnoliopsida; Brassicales; Caricaceae. Gene Ontology annotation, cellular component: nucleus. The record is from RefSeq and is a predicted model, not a curated record.
CUUAACCUUCUCUCGUUUCGCAUUUCAUCGGCGUUUCUCUCUCGAGCGUUUCGUUUCUUCCAAGCCAUCGUCAGCUAAGUUUUCCUUCUUCUUCUCUCUUUCAUUUCUCCCUCUUUCCCUCUCUCCGUCUCUCUCUCUCUUGUUCGUUCAAGGUUUCGAGUUUUUUAUUUCUCUUCGGUUUUGAUCGAUCUGGUAGUCUGAAUUCUGAAUCUACUGAUUUGAGCUUAAUCCUAGGUUUGCGAGUUCGUUUAUUUGUUGAUUCCCGUUUUUAGUCCUUGUUUUUGCUAUCCGAUUGAGGGUAUCGGUAUACGGAUUGUAUAAACGUACCAAUGAUCUUAAAUUUUCUAUGAGUUACGCAAUCUUCAUGCGUCGGAUUCGAAUCCUGCACUCAUUCUCGGUUGUGUUUCUCUACUGGUUCUACGUUUUCUCAUGAAGUAAUUCUCUGUUUUCAUAAUCUUUUGACCUCAUUUUGCAAAUCUAACAUUAUUAAUUCAUCUCUCCGAAAAUUUGAAAAAUCCCAAUCCUUGUUGAUUCUGAUAAGCAAUCCUGCUUAAACAUUUGUUAAAUCAACAAGGAAAUAGCUUAUCUUGUUGAUUUUAUCGGAAAACUAGAAAGGAAAAAUAGUUUAGAAAUGGCGUCUGUGCAGCGGCAAGCGAGUUCGGGAUCUGAGACUACUGACCCGCGAUAUGCGUCGAUCGUGGAUGAAAGGAAGAGGAAGAGGAUGAUAUCCAACCGGGAAUCAGCCAGGCGGUCGAGGAUGAGGAAGCAGAAGCAGAUGGAGGAUCUGAUUCAUGAGGCGAGCGUCCUGCAAAGCGAUAACAGAAGAAUCAUGGAGAAGAUUAACGCCACCACCCAACGUUACAUCAACAUGGAAUCGCAGAACAAUGUACUGCGAGCUCAAGCCAUGGAACUAACUGACAGGCUAAGGUCUUUGAACUCUGUUCUUCAGAUGGUGGAGGAUGUUAGUGGUCUUGCUCUGGACAUUCCUGAGAUACCCGAUCCUCUGCUUGAGCCAUGGCAGCUUCCUUGCCCCGUGCAGCCAAUCAUAGCUUCUGCUGAUAUGUUCCAGUGCUGAUGUUAAUCUCCUCGUCUUGGAAGUAAAAGGGAGUGUUUCUGGGUCAUUUCGUGUUCCUUUAGGUUUUCUGUUGUGCCUUUAUUUUGAAGUAACCGAGUCUAAAUGAGGUCAAAAUCGGUGUCUUUGACCAGGAAUUGCUGAUUAUGUAAUGUGUUAGGUUUAAUCAAGUUCUAUUUCAUUAUGGGAUGCUUUUUGUUGAUAAUUAUAGCAUGGGUUGCUUCUGAAUAUUCGAUAUCUUUUGGUUUUUUAUUGAAUGUUUAUUAGCUGGGUAAGAACUAAAAAUUCAAACUGCACAUAUAUUUUGACCUUCUGGGUUCUAAUGUAUGUUGUUAUGCCGGGAUUUAGAAUACAACUGGAGGAAAAAUCGAAUGUUUGAGAACUCA